AUGUUUCGGAAAUCACUUUGAAGUGAUUCCAAGCAAUACUGAUCCCUCAAGGAACUUAUUUCCCUCCUACCCUACUUUUAUUUUUAUACAUAGUUUCCUGUAUUGUACCUUUUCUAACCUUGGCUUCUUAACCUUCGACAGCCUUUCGCCUUUGUCGAGAUUCCCAGCCUAUCCGUGUCGUUUCGAGAUGUUAGUGAGUAGUCCUCAAAAUGGUUGUUCCCAAUGUGACAUCUAACACGGAUAUCCUGAAACCGCAUGCUGCGUUGAAGCUGGCUACCUACAAUGUUCGGACGCUGAUGCAAAUCGGACAACAGGCAGGGCUGGCAAGAACUUUGGAAAGCCCCGCUAUCGAUGUCUGCUGCGUUUCGGAGACCCGCAUUCAAGAUCCCAGUCAAGUGCUUCGACUAUCCUCUCCAUCUGGAAGUUCUAGUAGUAUGUACCACCUGCGCUUAUCCGGGGACCCUGUGGCGUCGGCAUCCGGCGUAGCUGGUGUCGGUGUCGCACUGAGCGCUAGAGCCGAAGCUGCACUGCUCGACUGGAUUCCCAUUAACAGUCGUUUAUGUGCUGUGAGGCUGGAAGGUUAUACGAAAGUAAAGAGUAGUAGGCCAGAUAGGCGGUGUCUAUUUGUUGUCUCUGCCUAUGCACCGACGGAUUGCAGCCCGAAUGCAAUGAAGGAUGAGUUUUACUACCAACUGAGCGAUCUCUUGAAACAGGCGGGUCGUAGGGAUAUCGUAGUGCUGGCUGAGGACUGGAAUGCACAGGUGGGGCGUCUAAGCUCAGAGGAGAAUCGUCUAGGUGGUCAGUGGGGACUACAUGGUCGCAGGUCAGAUAAUGGGGACCGUCUUCUGCAGCUUUGAGCGGAUCACAACCUAUUUCUAGCUAGCACCAACUUCCGGCACAGCCAUCGCCGUAGCGCUACCUGGCGUCCUCCCUCUGCGAAGCAAGCUUGGACUCAGAUUGAUCAUAUCGCGGUCAGUUUCCGGUGGCGAGGAUGCAUACAAGACUGUCGCUCCUUCUGGAGCACAUGCCUGGACUCCGAUCAUGCGUUAGUGUGUGCCAAGUUCGUCUUGCGAUUUGGUGGGGUUCGUAAAAGCCGUCGUCUAAGCGUUGAUGUGAGCAAACUAGUAGCACCUGCUACUUCUUUGAAAUAUCAGAAUGAGUUAAAAACAAUGCUUGGCAGCAACCCCCCAAGUAGUAUAGAUGAACAUUGGCUUCAUGUGCAAGGUGCCAUGCAAAAGGCGAGUGUAGCCGCUUGCGGCUUGAAAGAAUGCUCCGCUAACAACCACUGGGUUUCUGCGAGUUCCUUGCAACUCAUGGAUGAACGCCGGUCCAUUCCGGCUGGUAGCGAAUACAACAAUCAGCGAAAGGCGCUCACGCGCAAGAUUAGACAGUGUUUACGUAAGGACCGCGAAGCCUGGUGGUCAGAACGUGCGUGUGAGAUGGAGUCAGCUGCUGCAUCUGGCAACAGUCGGAAGCUGUUCCAACUCAUACGAGCCACCGGCAGCAAGAAACAAGGUGUCAGCGACACGGUCUGUGAGGCAGAUGGCACUCCAAUUACCAGCCUGAAAAGACGCCUGGAACGCUGGGCAGAGCACUUCGGGAAGCAGUUCAGCUGGCCACCAGCUUCAGUGUCUAUUAUCAUUAGCCCGAGUGCUCCUUGGUCGGUUAGUACCGACCCACCCACCGAAGCGGAGGUCCGUAAGGAACUCCAAGUUCUGAAACGCCAUAAGGCGCCCGGCCCAGACAAAUUACCCCCGGAUCUUUUUAAAGAUGGUGGCGAGACUCUCACAAUGGCUCUAACUGGGUUGUUCAGGAAGGUGUGGGAGACAGAGAGUAUACCAUCAAUGUGGAACGAAGCCAUUAUCGUCCCCAUCUUUAAAAAGGGUCGACGUAAUUCGUGUGACAAUCAUAGGGGUAUCAGUCUGUUACCAGUCGCGUCUAAAAUUUUGGCUGCUAUCUUGCUUCGCAGACUGUGCAAAAUACGUGAAGGAUUGAUUCGCGAAGAGCAGGCUGGGUUUCGUUCAGGUCGUGGAUGCAUUGAUCAUGUGUUCACCCUUCGUCAGUUGUUGGAACACCGCCACACGUAUUGCAGGCCAACGAUCGUUGUGUUUCUUGAUAUUAGGGCUGCCUUCGAUUCGUUGGACAGAACUGUGCUCUGGAACUGUCUGUUAGAGAGAGGUGUACCUGAGAAAUUUGUUAACAUCCUGAAAGCCCUAUACAGAAACACCUCAGGUAGAGUUAGGGCAUACAACCAACUAUCACCACUGUUCCCAACCAACAGUGGGGUCAGACAAGGUUGUCCAAUCUCUCCAUUUCUCUUUAACUUUGCCAUCGAUGACAUUCUGGAGUCAGCUCUGAAGGAUGUGCGUGAAGGUGGUGUAGAUCUGCUACCUGGAGAUAGACUUUUCGACCUCGAGUAUGCAGACGAUAUCGUCUUACUGUGCGAUAGCAUGCAGGCUGCCCAAAUCGCACUUAAUCAGGUGGCGAUCAGUGUCUGUAAGUAUGGUAUGUGCUUUGCGCCGUCUAAGUGCAAAGUAGAAAAAAAAAAAAAAAAAAAACCUGUACCUGCACUCACUCUUGCGGGUGAACCGCUUGAAGUUGUUGAUAAGUUUGUGUACCUGGGUAGUUGUGUGAGUGCUGGCGGAGGGGUGAUGGAUGAGAUUUCCAACCGUAUAAUGAAGGCUAGGGUGGCAUACAUCAACUUGAGCCACCUAUGGCGCCGUCGCGACGUUAGCCUGGCUAUCAAAGGUCGGGUAUACAAUGCUUCGGUGCGGGCUGCGCUGCUCUACGCCUGUGAAACCUGGCCUCUCCGAGCUGAGGAUGUGCGGCGACUCUGCGUGUUCGAUCACCGCUGUCUCCGCAGGAUUGCUUGCGUUCGAUGGCAUCAUCGCGCGAGUAAUUCUGAGGUUCGGCGGCGUGUGUUUGAACACAGUGGAGAUCACCAUUCAUUGAAUGUCGUCAUCUGGAAACACCGGCUCCGGUGGCUUGGACAUGUGCUCCGAAUGUCACCCCAGAGGCUUCCGUACAGGUCUCUGUUCGCUAGCCCUGGGACGGGAUGGAAAAGGCGGAGAGGUGGUCAGUCCAUGACGUGGCGUCGUGGGAUGAAGGAUUUUUGUGCUAGAUUAGCAUCGGUUGGUGUGUCACGACUCCCUGGUUGGGGUCCGAGAGAUAGCUCAAAUCGAUGGCUCGAAACGUUAUCGGAUAUGGCCAAGAAUCGUAAUCAGUGGCGAAUGUGUUACGAUUUCCUUCUUUCUUCCCUUCCCGAUGAUAGCUAACGAACACUCUUUGAACUUGUUAAGCAUGACUGUUUU
This is a messenger RNA of Trichobilharzia regenti, 3311 nucleotides long. NCBI's taxonomy places the organism in Eukaryota, Metazoa, Platyhelminthes, Trematoda, Strigeidida, Schistosomatidae. The record is from the annotation of a GenBank genome assembly.